Linum tenue is the source of this 1786-nucleotide messenger RNA. The record is from the annotation of a GenBank genome assembly. Lineage: Eukaryota; Viridiplantae; Streptophyta; Magnoliopsida; Malpighiales; Linaceae.
CCAUUGCCGAGACUGGUAGUAGUCGGAAAUCUGUCGUCUUCGCAGCGAUCUCCAAAUCUCCCAUAAACUCUCAACACAGAUAAGCCAAACUUCCCCCUUGCGUUCCCCAGUCGAGAAAUGGCAGCUGAGGAAGAAGCAGCAGAGUACGCAGCGGCAGAAGGAGGCAAGCUCCGACAGCAACCUCCACCACUGGGCGCCAGUACGGAAGAGCUUCAGCAGCAAACUCCUAGCAGUGACAAGCUUCUCUCUUCCUACUUAGGCCUCAGCUUUUCCGUUUUCCUGGCGCUACUCCCAGCCAACUCCCUCACUUUGCUUCCGGCUCUCCAAUCCCGCAUCCGCGACCUCUCCCUGCGGCUUUUCCAAGCCGAAGAGCAGCUCAAGCAGAUGAAAUCCAGGCGGCAAGAGGACUCCAAGGCCAACGCCAGGGUUGUUGAGAUCUUCGCCGGGAACCGGAACGCCUGGCAAGCGGAGGAGAAGCGCCUCCUGCAGCAGAUCGACGCCGCCAGUGAGGAAAUGGCGAUGCUGAGGUCUAGAAUUCAAGAUUUGGAGAAGGAGAAGCAAGAGUGGGGUGCCAGGGUUCACGAUUUGGAAAGGGAGGUCGACGAGAGGGAAGAGAUGCUCGGAUUCAUGUCCAGAAGCGCCGUUGCGUCGAACGGUUUUCCCGUGGAAGAAGAGGAGAAUGGGGCGGAAGAAGAAGCUGGUAUGUUCAGGAAUAGGGAGUGUUGUGGUGGGGAUGACGAGUAUUUGAAUCUGAAUGGGAAUGGUAAUUUCGUGUACGGUGGCUCUCUCCAUCAUCAACAGCCGCAGCAGCAGCGCCAUCAGUCACUGGGGGGCUAUGGAGGUUUGGGUCCUGAAUUCGCUGCUUCAGCUUCCAAGUUUUGGCCUGAUGGACCUCAUCACUGGCAGGAUGUACAAUAUGAACCCGUUGAAUCGCACUAUCAAGCAAAGCCUUUUAUAGCAAGAAGGGAGUCACCUUGGAAGGUAGAUGGUGAGUCAAAUGGGGUCUCCUCCAAAUUAAAAUCACUUGAACAAGAACUUCUGAAUCUGGAAAAGGUUGGAAAGGGUGAUCUACUAAAGGUCCCAUCACUUCUUAGGAAGCAGACUAAGAGAUACCAAGCUCUUGCUGGAAAGAUUGAUGAUCUCUGCAGAAGAAUGCAAACUAGCGAUCCUUGUGAACCCACGCUGAGUCCUGAGUUCCGCACACAAAGGCAGACAGAGUUUUUGCUGGAAGCAUUUCGGUUUCAGCAGCGUGCAUCCGAAACAGGACAGAAGCUAAUGGCACUCCAAACAGAGAUCGGGAAGAGUGGUGAGGACGACAAUGAUUUAGGAAGGCAGCAGCAGCAGUACUCGAAACUCGCAAUGAGAAGUUCCUUGAGCUCCAUUAGAAACAACUUGAAGGAAGUUCAGAGGAAUCUUGAGAUCUGGUUGGCAAGGAUCAUCGGUGACCUGGAAGGGAUUCUUGCGAGAGAUGGGGCUUCGCGCGUUAGAGAUUACUAUGGUGCUCGGUAUCCCUUUGCUCAGUAGGCAUUCCCUUAACUAAGUGCUAGUAGUGAUAUCAUCAGAUGCCUGAUCUAAUUAGCCGAGCUUUUUGUACAUUAGCUCAGUUGGUAAAUAUGAUGCUGAUAUUAGAGGCGUAUUUGGUACUGACCAGUAUGUAGUGUUACUUGGCUGAAUGAAGUCCAUUUUCAUUUUUUCUUUUCCUUUUCAAUAAGUUUGAUAAUGGUGGUCACAUGUUAUGCUACGUCUAAUUGAGGAGAGCUUUUGCUAAGGUUUUCAAAUUUCUGAA